UCGAACAAUGCCUGAUGAGUGGACUAAAGUCCUCCUUGGCCUUGGUGAAGCCCUCUUCUUUUCUCUUCAGAGGUUUCUCAAACCUGUGCCUCCAAGAUGAAAGCUCAGGAGGACCCCGGGAGCCCAAAGCAGCAUGAGGUCCUGGACUCAGCAGAGACUUCCAGCAGGGACCAGCAGGCAUCUUUGCCCACGGAGCCCAAGUUUGACAUGCUGUACAAGAUUGAGGACGUGCCACCCUGGUACCUGUGCAUCCUGCUGGGCUUCCAGCAUUACCUCACAUGCUUCAGUGGCACCAUCGCCGUGCCCUUCCUCCUGGCGGAGGCGCUGUGUGUGGGCCGUGACCAGCACAUGGUCAGUCAGCUCAUUGGUACCAUCUUCACCUGCGUGGGUAUCACCACUCUCAUCCAGACUACAGUGGGCAUCCGGCUGCCACUGUUCCAGGCCAGUGCCUUUGCCUUUCUGGUUCCGGCCAAGUCUAUCCUGGCCUUGGAGAGGUGGAAGUGUCCUCCAGAAGAGGAGAUCUAUGGUAACUGGAGUAUGCCCCUGAACACCUCUCAUAUCUGGCAUCCUCGGAUUCGGGAGGUCCAGGGUGCAAUCAUGGUAUCCAGCACGGUGGAGGUGCUGAUUGGGCUAAUGGGGCUGCCUGGGGCCCUGCUCAGCUACAUUGGACCUCUCACAGUCACCCCUACUGUUUCCCUUAUUGGCCUCUCUGUUUUCCAAGCUGCUGGUGACCGAGCUGGCUCCCAUUGGGGCAUUUCGGCUUGCUCCAUUCUACUGAUCGUUCUGUUCUCCCAGUAUCUACGCAACCUCACCUUCCUGCUGCCUGUUUACCGAUGGGGCAAGGGUCUCACUCUCUUCCGCAUCCAGAUCUUUAAGAUGUUUCCGAUCGUGCUGGCCAUAAUGACCGUGUGGCUGCUCUGCUAUGUGCUGACCCUGACAGACGUGCUGCCUGCAGAUCCCACAGUCUAUGGCUUCCAGGCUCGAACUGAUGCCCGAGGGGACAUCAUGGCUAUCUCUCCCUGGAUCCGAAUCCCCUACCCAUGUCAGUGGGGGCUACCCACAGUGACUGUGGCAGCAGUUCUGGGGAUGUUCAGUGCCACACUGGCAGGCAUCAUUGAGUCCAUUGGUGAUUACUACGCCUGUGCCCGGUUGGCUGGAGCACCACCCCCUCCAGUACAUGCUAUCAACAGGGGGAUUUUCACUGAAGGCAUCUGCUGCAUUAUCGCUGGGCUACUGGGCACAGGCAACGGGUCCACCUCAUCCAGCCCCAACAUUGGGGUCCUAGGGAUUACCAAGGUGGGCAGCCGAAGAGUCGUGCAGUACGGUGCAGGUAUCAUGCUAAUCCUCGGUGCCAUUGGCAAAUUCACAGCUCUCUUCGCCUCGCUGCCAGACCCCAUCCUGGGAGGAAUGUUUUGCACUCUUUUUGGUAUGAUCACCGCUGUGGGAUUGUCCAAUCUGCAGUUUGUGGACAUGAACUCCUCCCGCAACCUCUUUGUACUGGGAUUCUCCAUGUUCUUUGGCCUCACACUACCCAACUACCUGGAUUCUAAUCCUGGUGCUAUCAACACAGGCAUUCCUGAAGUGGAUCAGAUCCUAACUGUGCUGCUGACCACAGAGAUGUUUGUUGGUGGGUGCCUUGCUUUCAUACUGGACAACACAGUGCCAGGGAGCCCAGAAGAAAGAGGCCUGAUACAGUGGAAAGCUGGAGCCCACGCCAACAGUGAGACCUCGGCCAGUCUCAAGAGCUAUGAUUUCCCCUUUGGGAUGGGCAUGGUAAAAAGGACCACCUUUUUCAGAUACGUCCCCAUCUGCCCAGUCUUCAGAGGAUUUUCUAAAAAGACAGAAAAUCAACCUCCAGUUCUAGAAGACACUCCAGACAAUAUAGAACCUGGGUCUGUGUGUACCAAGGUCUGACACUACCUCUAUGAAAGGAGGCACUGUGUGUAACAGGAAAAGAAAACUACACGGGAGACAGAAGACGUGAGGUGGAGAUCUCAGCUCUACCUACUCCAAAUUCCCAUGGAAGCUUGUGACCCCAUUUCCGCGUCAGCCCAAGUCUCCAGAGCCCUGCACUACAUUCCUCCGUCUCCUCACUUCCUCUUUCCUAAGCAUGUGGUCAAUGGAGAGGAAGAGCUGGAGAUCCUCUACACUGAGAGUUGAUAAAGAAGAAACCGGAGAGAUUCCAGGGGUAGAUGUAGACAUGAAGAUAGGAUUAAAACAAAAAACAAGCCAACCAGCCAAACCAACCCCCCCCAAAAAAAAACCCCAGAAUUUAAUUCUAAUGCUUUAUGUUUUAAGACUAAAUGUUUAUGUUUUAAGACUAAAACAUAAUAUUAAAUAACAUAUUGGACCAAUGAUUUAGAUAGUGUUAGAUAAGUAUUCUCCCUUCACACAGGGGAAAUAAAUCUGUACUUUUAGACUAACCUAGUAAUAAAAAUGUCUACUUAGAAUGUUCUAGGCCUGAGCUUGACCUUCAACAUUAAAUAUACAGAAAUUAAAAACCCUUAAGAGGAAGAGAAACAAGCAUGGUUUAAUUGUUUAAAAAAAAAAAAAGCAGAUGGUUUAAUUGUUUAAAAAAAAAAAAGCAGAAUUCUUGAAUAUAUAAUCUUCUGGAAGCUAGAGAAGUCUAAAAACGAAUUAAAGCAAUCUUGAUAGAUUGAGUAGAUUGUCAAUAGAUUGAGUCAAACAA
Molecule: messenger RNA, 2689 nt
Organism: Grammomys surdaster
Lineage: Eukaryota; Metazoa; Chordata; Mammalia; Rodentia; Muridae
Gene: Slc23a1
Product: solute carrier family 23 member 1
Exons: 15
Coding region: 97-1914 (605 amino acids)
Biological process (GO): transmembrane transport
Cellular component (GO): membrane
Molecular function (GO): transmembrane transporter activity
Source: RefSeq, a predicted model, not a curated record